AUGGUAAUGGCAGCGCCCAACAAGAAAGAGCCAGCUCAGCCUGGGAAAGGAAAAAUGCCGACAAACGAGCAAAUAGUUGCAGGAUUUAAUCAACUUCGACAAGAGCAACGCGCAAUAGCGUCUAAGUUGUCAGAGUUAGAACUUGAGUUGAACGAACAUAGGUUAUUGACAGAGUUUAUAGAAAGAUUAACGACUCAGGUAGUUACAAAAGGCAAGGAAAUCAAUGAGUACAGAGAAAAGUUCAACAUAAAGGUUCGUGGAGAGCAGGAGACCGAGGAGAAGGAGCCUGAGGAAAGCUCUAGCAAGACUGCAACACAAAGUGUUCUCGUUGGGAAACAGAGCCAAGAAUGA
Priapulus caudatus is the source of this 351-nucleotide messenger RNA. RefSeq names its product prefoldin subunit 2-like. Gene Ontology annotation, biological process: protein folding. Lineage: Eukaryota; Metazoa; Priapulida; Priapulimorpha; Priapulimorphida; Priapulidae. Gene Ontology annotation, cellular component: cytoplasm; prefoldin complex. The transcript is spliced from 2 exons. The record is from RefSeq and is a predicted model, not a curated record. Gene Ontology annotation, molecular function: protein folding chaperone. Bases 1 to 351 code for a protein of 116 amino acids.